Messenger RNA from Carassius carassius (crucian carp), 2513 nucleotides. RefSeq names its product milk fat globule EGF and factor V/VIII domain containing a (gene mfge8a). Bases 137 to 1573 code for a protein of 478 amino acids. NCBI's taxonomy places the organism in Eukaryota, Metazoa, Chordata, Actinopteri, Cypriniformes, Cyprinidae. The record is from RefSeq and is a predicted model, not a curated record. The transcript is spliced from 10 exons. Gene Ontology annotation, molecular function: calcium ion binding.
AACAGAUCUUGAAACAGCCGUGCACGUGAACAGUGCGCGCGCCCUGUGCUGCUCAAGUCCACGUUUGAGGAUGACGUCAGGAGACCCAGCGGUAAGAAAACGCAAGGACUUCACAAACAGACAGUAGGGUAUCAAUAUGAAGACCUGGGGGCUCUCUCGGUCCUGGAGAACAGUUUUUGUCAGUUUGGUCAUUUGCAGCAUUUGUUCUGUGAAUGGAGAUUACUGCAAGGUGAACCUGUGUCAUAAUGGAGGGACGUGUGUGACUGGCAUUGGAGAAGAUCCCUUCAUCUGCAUCUGUGCCGAAGGAUUUGCUGGAGAUACGUGCAAUGCCACUGAGAAGGGUCCUUGUAAUCCAAACCCAUGUAAAAACGAUGGCACAUGUGAGGUGAUCUCUAACGCCAGAAGAGGAGAUGUUUUUAACGAGUAUGUGUGCAAAUGCCAACCUGGGUUCGAAGGUGCACACUGCCACAUCAAUGUGAAUGACUGUGCAAACCAGCCUUGUAAGAAUGGAGGCCUGUGUCAUGAUCUGGAUGGAGACUACACCUGCCACUGCCCUUCUCCAUACAUUGGGAAGCAAUGCCAACUACGUUGUACAUCACUGUUGGGGAUGGAGGAAGGUGGAAUCAUAGAGUCCCAGAUCUCGGCUUCCUCUGUACACUCUGGCAUUCUAGGGCUGCAGCACUGGGGACCGGAGCUCGCACGCCUCAACAAUCAGGGCCUUGUCAAUGCCUGGAGCUCCGCACCACAAGACAAGAACCCCUGGAUUGAGGUUAACAUGCAGAAGAAGAUGCGCCUCACUGGAAUCAUAACACAAGGAGCCAGCCGCAUGGGGACAGCUGAGUUUGUUAAGGCUUUCAAGGUUGCAUCCAGCUUUGAUGGCAAAUCAUACACAGUGUACAGAGCAGAUGGCCAGAGAAGAGACAAAGUGUUUGUGGGAAAUACAGAUAAUGAUGGAGCUAAGACAAACAUGUUUGACACUCCCAUUGUGGCCCAGUAUAUUCGCAUCAUUCCUGUGGUGUGCCGUAAAGCAUGUACUCUCCGGAUGGAACUUGUUGGUUGUGAACUUAACGUGCACUCCAGCACAAUUGGUUGCGCUGAUCCACUGGGCAUGAAGUCCCGUCUCAUCUCUGAUGUGCAGCUUACAGCUUCUAGCAGCUUCUCCACAUGGGGUAUAGAUGCCUUUACCUGGUAUCCCUUCUAUGCUCGACUGGACAAACAAGGCAAGACUAACGCUUGGGCGGCAGCAAACAACAACCGCUCAGAGUGGCUCCAGCUGGAUUUGGAGAAACCUAAAAGAAUCACAGGCAUCAUAACUCAGGGAGCAAAAGACUUUGGAGUUGUGCAGUUUGUUUCAGCCUUCAAGAUUGCCUAUAGUGAUGACGGACAAUCUUGGAGCAUUGUGAAGGAUCAAAUAACGAGAACAGAUAAGAUUUUCCAAGGCAACAUAGACAACAACACACACAAAAAGAAUUUGUUUGAGCCUCCGUUCUUUGCUCGAUUUGUGCGGUUUCUGCCCUGGGAGUGGCAUGAGCGGAUAACUGUACGCAUGGAGCUGCUGGGCUGUGAUGAUUAGCAGACUCUGCCUCUCUCUGCACUGGUUUCACCUGAAGUUUUUCUGCUGGUUGUAGGUGAUGUUUCGUUUCAAUAUGCAUUAGCCUCAUCCGUAAUGCUUUGUAUUAUAUUUGAUCAGUGUCACUAUUUUGAUGUAGUUUGAAAAGCUCAAUUGAUCUCACCCAAAAGGAUACUUUGAAGAAUGUUGGAAACCAAACAGUUGAGAGUACCCAUUGACUUUCAUAGUAUUUGUUUCCAUACUAUGGAAGUCAAUGGCUACCAUCAACAGUUGGGUUACCAGCAUUCUUCUAAAUAUCUUCUUUUGUGUUCAACAGCUGAAAGACACUAAUAUCACUAAGUGUCAGAGAAUAUUACAAAAUCUAGAGAACGGUUAACCUGUAAGGAAAAAUUAGACUGAUUCUAGUUUGUUACUAAAUCUGCAAGUCUCUUAACCACUGACCAUUCUUUUAUUUCAAAAUGCAUCUCCUAAUCGACAACAAAAUAUACAAAAUCUUUUUCUGUUAUUCCUUGAUUCAAACUGUAUGCCUUCUAGCACAUGUACAGCACUGAUCUGUAAUGGAAAAAGGACAACUUUUCUUUUCUUUUUGGGGGUAAGAUCACAAGAGCUGUCUACAGUAUUUCUUUUUUUUUUUUAAUAAUCUUGAUAUAUGGGUCUGUCAGAAACUGUGCUGUAAAUUAGAAAUUGAAUGGAAUUGAAAACUAUUAUCCUUCAGGGAAUUUCUCGGUUCUCGAUAUAAAUGUUUCAAAUAAGCACGGUAGAGCUGCUCAAAUCAAUUGACCUGUUUGCACUGCAGUUGCUCUACACUUUAUAUAUUUUAUAACUCAAUUGUAUUUGUGUCAACCAAAUUUGAAUAGAAUUGUACAAUUGUGCAAAUAUUGAGUAUUUUUAUCUUUUGUAAAACACAUUGUCUUUAACAACAUUAAUAAACAUGUUAAAUAUU